This is a messenger RNA of Onychomys torridus (southern grasshopper mouse), 2217 nucleotides long. It is a transcript of the gene Krt5, whose product is annotated as keratin 5. The transcript is spliced from 9 exons. The record is from RefSeq and is a predicted model, not a curated record. NCBI's taxonomy places the organism in Eukaryota, Metazoa, Chordata, Mammalia, Rodentia, Cricetidae. Gene Ontology annotation, cellular component: keratin filament. Gene Ontology annotation, biological process: keratinization; intermediate filament organization. The coding region runs from base 97 to 1860 and encodes 587 amino acids. Gene Ontology annotation, molecular function: structural constituent of skin epidermis.
ACAGAGCCACCCACAGCGUCCUGUUGAGCGCCGCUGACCUCACCAGCACCUUCCUCAUUACCAGCACCCAGUGCUCUCGCUCCUCCAGAAACCAUCAUGUCUCGCCAGUCGAGUGUGUCCUUCCGAAGUGGGGGCAGCCGCUCUUUCAGUGCCUCCUCGGCCAUCACUCCAUCUGUCUCUCGUACCAGCUUCAGCUCAGUGUCCCGCAGUGGUGGUGGUGGUGGUGGUGGUAGUAGGGUCAGCCUUGGGGGUGCUUAUGGUGGAGCAGGUGGCUACGGCAGCCGGAGCCUGUACAAUGUGGGGGGUUCCAAAAGGAUAUCAUUCAGCUCUGGCGGUGGCAGCUUCAGGAACCGUUUUGGCGCUGGUGCUGGAGGCAACUAUGGCUUAGGAGGAGGAGCUGGCAGCGGAUUUGGCUUCGGCGGUGGAGCUGGUAGUGGCUUUGGCUUCGGCGGUGGAGCUGGCUUCGGUGGUGGCUAUGGGGGCGCUGGUUUCCCUGUGUGCCCCCCUGGAGGCAUCCAAGAGGUCACCGUUAACCAGAACCUCCUCACUCCUCUGAACCUGCAAAUCGACCCCACCAUCCAGAGGGUGAGGACUGAGGAACGUGAACAGAUCAAGACCCUCAACAACAAGUUUGCCUCCUUCAUCGACAAGGUGCGGUUCCUAGAGCAGCAGAACAAGGUCCUGGAUACCAAGUGGACCCUGCUGCAGGAGCAGGGCACCAAGACUGUGAGGCAGAACCUGGAUCCAUUGUUUGAGCAGUACAUUAACAACCUCAGGAGGCAGCUGGAUGGGGUCCUGGGGGAGAGGGGCCGCCUGGACUCAGAGCUGAGGAACAUGCAGGAUCUGGUGGAGGACUUCAAGAACAAGUAUGAGGAUGAAAUCAACAAGCGUACCACUGCUGAGAAUGAGUUUGUGAUGCUGAAGAAGGAUGUGGAUGCUGCCUACAUGAACAAGGUAGAACUGGAGGCCAAGGUUGAUGCCCUGAUGGACGAGAUCAACUUUAUGAAGAUGUUCUUUGAUGCGGAGCUGUCUCAGAUGCAGACACACGUGUCAGACACAUCUGUGGUCUUGUCCAUGGACAACAACCGCAGCCUGGACCUGGACAGCAUCAUUGCUGAGGUCAAGGCACAGUACGAGGACAUUGCCAACCGAAGCCGAACAGAGGCUGAGUCCUGGUACCAGACCAAGUACGAGGAGCUGCAACAGACAGCUGGCCGGCACGGCGAUGACCUUCGAAACACCAAGCAUGAGAUCUCGGAGAUGAACCGGAUGAUCCAGAGGCUGAGAUCUGAGAUUGACAAUGUCAAGAAGCAGUGUGCCAACCUACAGAAUGCCAUCGCUGAUGCAGAGCAGCGUGGAGAGCUGGCUCUCAAAGAUGCUAGGAACAAGUUGACUGAGCUAGAAGAGGCCCUGCAGAAGGCCAAGCAGGACAUGGCCCGGCUGCUGCGGGAGUACCAGGAGCUCAUGAACACCAAGCUGGCGCUGGACGUGGAGAUCGCCACCUACCGCAAGCUGCUGGAGGGCGAGGAGUGCAGGCUGAGCGGAGAAGGAGUUGGACCAGUCAACAUCUCUGUUGUGACCAACAGUGUCUCUUCCGGCUAUGGAGGAGGCAGCCUUGGCUUUGGCGGGGGCAGCGGCUUUGGUGGGGGCCUUGGCAGCGGUCUUGGUGGAGGUGGAGGUGGAAGCUACUACUCCAGCAGCAGUGGGGGCGUUGGUCUGGGUGGUGGGCUAAGUGUAGGGGGCUCUGGCUUCAGUGCAAGCAGUGGCCGAGGCGUGGGCUUUGGCAGCGGCGGGGGCAGCAGCUCCAGUGUCAAGUUCGUCUCCACCACCUCCUCCUCCCGGAGGAGCUUCAAGAGCUAAGAAGAGCCUGCUGCAAGCCCCUGGCCCUCAUGGGCAGCCCCAUGCCCAUGGAGACUGCUUCUUCUAGGCGGUCAACCAGGCCUGCCCUUUCUGGAGAGCAGUCUAGACCACACCUACUGCAGAACCAUGCGCUUUGGUUCCCAGGAGGGAAUGAAUCCCAACCUCUGGCCUCCCAUGCCAUAGCUCUACAUUUUGCCGCAAGUCAGUUUUUAGGAACCUAUAGAUGGUCCUCGAUGACACAGACAUCCAAAGUUUUCCAGAAUGUCAGCCACCAAAACAGAAUCCCUACCCUGACACCCACCUUAAUUCUGGUUCUGACUUCCUCCAGAGUGUGUCCAAUAAAAUGCUUUUAUAAUA